AUGACCAAAGCUCUUCUGAAUCAAUAUCCUUCCGAUUCUCAUGAGGUUAGUCAACACACCUCCAACAGUUCAAAUCUUCAACAAAUCGUGUUUGGAGAUAUAUGGGAUUCUGUUUCCUCAUUGAUAAACAAUUUUUUUCACCUAAUAGUUGUGCUUGAUUGGCAGCAGCUUGGAUAUGAAUUUUCCAAUAACAUGUGGCUCAGCACAUCAUCUGGUUAUUCUUUUAUGUUUUACUUGAUUCCAUAUGCGAAUUCACACCGUAGUGUUUGGAUGAUGGAAUACUAUACAAGCUGGCGAGAUUGCUCAUGA
This is a messenger RNA of Lactuca virosa, 309 nucleotides long. Lineage: Eukaryota; Viridiplantae; Streptophyta; Magnoliopsida; Asterales; Asteraceae. The record is from the annotation of a GenBank genome assembly.